AAAGCGUGUAUUAUAUAAAUAUAUAGCUGUACCGGUAUCUCGCGUUUGCGUCUUAUGCUGCUGGGGCUCGUAUGUUUUUAGCGACGUGAGAGAGGCUUUUUUCUCGGUGAACCGAACUGGGACUCUGGAAGUCCGUCAGUUGCGAUUGAAACUCCGAAACGAGCGGUUGAAAUUUAUCUACAAGUCAAACAUUUUGAAAUGGCUCUGAACGUACCAAAGAUCAAGUUCUACAAUGGCAACGAGAUUCCGGCUUUCGGCUUGGGAACGUGGAAGUCGAAACCUGGUGAGGUCACGCAAGCCGUUAAGGAUGCUAUCGACAUCGGUUACCGUCAUCUGGACUGUGCCCAUGUCUACGGCAAUGAGAAGGAAGUCGGCGCGGCCAUCGCCGCCAAAAUCGCCGAGGGAGUCAUCAAGCGCGAGGAUCUUUUCAUCACGAGCAAACUGUGGAACACCUACCAUAAAACUGAACUUGUAGAGGUGAACCUUCGCAAAAGCUUGACUGACCUCGGCGUGGAGUAUCUGGACUUGUACCUCAUCCACUGGCCCAUGGCUUAUAAGGACGGCCCAAACAACUUCCCCCAGACCCCAGAAGGUAAACCACUGCUUGAUGUCGAUGUCGAUUAUCUCGACACAUGGAAAGGCAUGGAAGCUGUCCUGGCUAAGGGCUUGGUUAAAAAUAUUGGAGUCAGCAACUUCAAUUCCGAGCAAAUCGAUAGGCUUAUCAAGAACUCCAAAGUCAAGCCAGUUACAAACCAGAUUGAAUGUCAUCCCUACUUGAACCAAAGGAAGUUAUCUGACUUCUGCAAGCAAAGAGACAUCGUCAUAACGGCUUACAGUCCACUUGGUUCGCCAGACAGGCCUUGGGCCAAGCCAGAAGAUCCAAAACUUAUGGAUGACAAGAAGCUAAUUGAGCUUAGCAAAAAAUACAACAAGAGCCCUGCUCAAGUUCUUAUCCGUUAUCAACUCGACCGAGGCCACGUUGUUAUCCCCAAGUCAGUUACGAAGUCGCGUAUCCUCGAAAACAGUCAAGUCUUUGACUUUAAAUUGGCACAUGAAGACAUUGCAUACAUAGACACCUUCGACUGUAACGGCAGAAUUUGUCCAAUGACCGGAUGUGAACCAAGUCCGCAUUACCCUUUCCACAUUCCGUUCUAAAUGCGACGGUAUCCAGAUACAGAUGAUCUUAUUUCAUAUAAAGUCAUAUCAUGCUGCUUAACAGAAAUCUCAAUUAGUAUGAAACGAAACUUUACGGAGCUUGAAGUAUUUUAAGCCCUCUGUAUUUUACAUGACUAUAAUAUGUUAGACACUCUUCUAUCGGAAGGCAAAAUUUUAUACAAUUAUUUUUAUUCAUGCGAUAAGUUUGAUGUGUGUACCGUAACAUUAAUGACAAUUUUUCAAGCGCAUUAAUAGCAAUAAAAUAAUUUUUUACUAAAA
Messenger RNA from Nasonia vitripennis (jewel wasp), 1434 nucleotides. RefSeq names its product aldo-keto reductase-like. Bases 199 to 1155 code for a protein of 318 amino acids. Gene Ontology annotation, cellular component: cytosol. The transcript is spliced from 5 exons. Lineage: Eukaryota; Metazoa; Arthropoda; Insecta; Hymenoptera; Pteromalidae. Gene Ontology annotation, molecular function: aldose reductase (NADPH) activity. The record is from RefSeq and is marked validated.